AUGGGUCGAGUGAAGCUAAAGAUAAAGAAACUAGAGAACCUUAAUGGACGUCAAGCUACAUAUGCCAAAAGAAAACAUGGGAUCAUGAAAAAGGCUAAAGAGUUAUCAAUCUUAUGCGACAUAGAUGUUGUGCUUCUCAUGUUCUCUCCCAUGGGAAGGCCUUCCCUGUGCAGUGGCAAACACAGCAUUGGAGAAGUCAUUGCUAAGUUUGCUCAAUUUACUCCUCAAGAAAGGGCAAAGAGGAAGUUGGAAAAUCUUGAAGCCUUAAAGAAAACAUUCUCGAAGCUUGAUCACGAUGUAAAUGUAUCAGAGUUUCUAGACAGAAGUAAACCAACAGUUGAGGUUCUGAGUGAGAAAGCCAGGUUUCUGCAAACACAAUUAUCAGAAAUACACACAAGACUAAGCUACUGGACCGAGGUAGAGAAGAUUGAGAGCAUAGAUGAUUUGCAGCAAUUAGAAAAUUCAGUAAGACAGUCUUUGUAUCAAAUCCGUGCUCAUAAGGAGAACAUGCUGCAACAUCAGCAGCAACAACUUAUGUCCUCAGAAUGCAAAAUUCAGAAUGAAAUAGAUUUAGAUUUUGGAAUGGAAGAGCUUGAGAAUUUCUCAUGGGUUCGUAGCGACGAAAACAUGAAUGUUCCUGUUAAAGAAGAAGACCCGAAUGUGCACCAGCUUCAUCACACGUACAGAGACCUAACGUGCUCCGCAAGUUCUUCUCUUGGAAGUUACUCUGGACUCUUUGGUAAAAGCUCGGAUAUGACAGCACCAAACCUAGAAACUGGCAGCAUUCCUGGGACAUCGGCUGAUCCAAAUAUGCAAUACAGCAAUCUCAGUUUCUUAAACGAUCCAAAGCUUGAGCAACUAGCUGAGUGGAAUCUAUUAGGAAGCCCUGCGGAUUACUACGUUAGCCAGAUCUUGGAAGCUUCUUAUAGGCCACAGUUUGGAGGAAACUGGUCUUCUUCUGAGACAUUACCUUAUCCUGUUGCUGUCUUUGAUGAUCCUCUGUUUACGCGGCCAAACUGA
This is a messenger RNA of Microthlaspi erraticum, 1020 nucleotides long. Lineage: Eukaryota; Viridiplantae; Streptophyta; Magnoliopsida; Brassicales; Brassicaceae. The record is from the annotation of a GenBank genome assembly.